Guillardia theta CCMP2712 is the source of this 774-nucleotide messenger RNA. RefSeq lists its product as hypothetical. Bases 1 to 750 code for a protein of 249 amino acids. The transcript is spliced from 3 exons. The record is from RefSeq and is a predicted model, not a curated record. Gene Ontology annotation, molecular function: DNA-binding transcription factor activity. Lineage: Eukaryota; Cryptophyceae; Pyrenomonadales; Geminigeraceae.
AUGGUGGUAGUAGAUGUGCAGAACAGCAUUAUGACAGAUAGGGAGGGAAAUGUUUUGGAAGAUCUAGAUGACACCUUCAUGAUCGAUCUUGGUUUCCCAACCAGCAUGUGGCCGAUUUGCGAGAAUUCAGAAGAUCAAUCGUUCGAUUUCGAAGGGUGCAUGAAGCAAUCGCUCAAGUCGCUGCAGCUUUCCUCAACUAUUUUGGACCCGGUUCAAGAUAUCAAGGAAUUUGAGAGGAAGAUAGCCAUGAUAUAUGAUAACCCAGAUGAAAACCCGGACCUUGCAAGCAUCAGCCAGGAAAUUGAACUUGGAAAACGAAGGCGUUCACUGUCUGAACCUCUGCCAGAGGAAAAUAACGUUGCGAGCAAGUGCCAUAAAUCUGAAUUCCACAACCUCGAACCAGCGAAUACUCCCUCAGAAGCAAAGUUCUCAAGCAGCUCCAGUUCUCCGAAUAGCUACAUUGUGCAUGCACGGCGAGGGUUCUCGACUCAAACUAUCGAGAUAACCCUGCAAAUGCUCGAAGAGAGAUUUCAUCUCAGCCUUGAAGCUGCGGCGAGCGAGAUGGGUAUUGGGAAGUCGACCAUGAAAACGAUUUGCCGUACUUUCGGUAUUCCGAAGUGGCCGUACACACACAAGGGCAAGAAGAGGAGGCUCGGGUCGCACCUUGAACAGAAGGUAGAAACUGCGUAUGAUGGCACCCUUCUUCCUGGCGACAUCACCUAUCAAUACGACUUAGUCCCCAGCCAGUAGGCCGGGAGGAAGAUGAGCCUCUUC